CCCAUUCAUCCCUUCUUUCUAAUUUCUCCGCUCCUUUUCUUUCGUCUUGCUCCUCAGCUCCAUGGCGGCCGCGAGAUUUCUCCUCCGCCGCGGCUCCUUCGCCACCUCCCGCUGCCUCCUCCCGACCCAUCCGCCGCUCCCCACCGCCGCCUCGUCGACGGCAUCGCGGCUGGUCCCGGCGCAGGCCCACUCCUCCCAAUCAGAGCCCCCGUCCGCCCAGCCCAAGCGGAUGAGGACCUUCUCCAUCUACCGCUGGAACCCCGACGAUCCCUCCAAGCCCCAGCUCCAUAACUACGAGAUCGAUCUCGCCGAGUGCGGCCCCAUGGUCCUCGACGCCCUGAUCAAGAUCAAGAACGAGGUCGACCCCUCCCUCACCUUCCGCCGCUCCUGUCGCGAGGGCAUCUGUGGCUCCUGCGCCAUGAACAUCGACGGCGAUAACGGCCUCGCCUGCCUCACCAAGAUCCCGUCGGCCGAGUCGCCGACGACGGUCACGCCGCUGCCGCACAUGUUCGUGAUCAAGGACUUGGUAGUCGAUAUGACCAAUUUCUAUAACCAGUACAAGAGCGUGGAGCCGUGGCUCAAGCGCAAGGACCCGCCGCCGGUCCCCGGGAAGGAGAUCCCUCAGAGCAAGAAGGAUCGUGCGAAGCUGGACGGGAUGUAUGAGUGUAUUCUCUGCGCCUGCUGCAGCACCUCCUGCCCCAGCUACUGGUGGAACCCGGAGUCGUAUCUCGGUCCCGCUGCGCUCCUCCAUGCCCAUAGGUGGAUACAAGAUAGCCGGGACCAAUACACAAAGGAGCGUCUUGAGGCUGUCAACGACGAGUUCAAACUCUACCGCUGCCACACUAUAAAGAACUGUGUUCAUGCCUGCCCUAAAGGACUGAACCCUGCAAAGCAAAUUGAAUCUAUUAAGAAGCUUGAACUUCAGAAGUAAUUCCGGGCUUCACCAUGCAAGGGCAGCUCUUGGUUCUCACUUUUGUCUUAACAAUAAUGACCAUUGACUGUACACUUUAAUUUUCGGCCACUUAUUUUAUGAUUUAGAAAUAAGGGUCUACUUGGCUCUUCAUUCCAUCAACUUGGGACUGUCUUGAGGUAAUAUAUGGUUUUAUUGCAUAUCAGUUCAUAAAGCAUGUUGCAUUUGA
Messenger RNA from Phoenix dactylifera (date palm), 1139 nucleotides. Its product is annotated as succinate dehydrogenase [ubiquinone] iron-sulfur subunit 1, mitochondrial. Gene Ontology annotation, molecular function: 2 iron, 2 sulfur cluster binding; oxidoreductase activity; electron transfer activity. Gene Ontology annotation, biological process: tricarboxylic acid cycle; respiratory electron transport chain; aerobic respiration. Lineage: Eukaryota; Viridiplantae; Streptophyta; Magnoliopsida; Arecales; Arecaceae. The record is from RefSeq and is a predicted model, not a curated record. Gene Ontology annotation, cellular component: mitochondrion.